Pelodiscus sinensis (Chinese soft-shelled turtle) is the source of this 1799-nucleotide messenger RNA. The record is from RefSeq and is a predicted model, not a curated record. NCBI's taxonomy places the organism in Eukaryota, Metazoa, Chordata, Testudines, Trionychidae.
CUGGAAACACCCCUCAGGAGCCAGAGUCCCUUGGUUUGUCCCUGCAUGUAUUUCUCCUCCUGGUCGUAGUCCCCUCUCUGCCACCAGGGAGCACUCAAGGCUCAACGGCAGGUGCCUCUGAGAUCUGCCCUGUCCUGAUCUGCCCGUCAAAUGCCACAUGUGUGAACAGCACCCACUGCGCCUGCCUGGAUGGAUUCCAGUCCAGUGGGAAUCGCUUCUUCACCAACACAUUGGAGACCUGCGAUGAUAUCGACGAGUGUUCGGCGUCCUAUCAGGAAAUCUGCGGACCUGAUGCAAUGUGCCACAACCUGCCUGGGAGUUACUACUGCACCUGCUACAGUGGCUACGAGUCCAGCUCUGGGAAAGCCAGAUUCCUGAACGCAAGUGAGGGCAGCUGCCAGGAUAUCAACGAGUGUCGGGGGCCCAAUCCAGUAAACUGCGGACCCAACGCCAAGUGCAACAACCUGCCUGGCUAUUACUACUGCAGCUGCGCCGAUGGCUACGAGUCCAGCACUGGGAAAGCGAGUUUCCUGAACGCCAGUGAGAACAGCUGCCGGGUGCCCAGCAUGAACUGCAGCACCAAGUUCAAGGGAAUAACAGAGGCGUGCAGGAGUCGCUCUCCACAGGGAGAGCUGCGCGGCAGCAGCAGCGGAUUCUGCUCUUUCCUCAAUUCGACCUUAAGGGUUUUGAAGUCUAAGUGUGGAAAGGGAAAUGCGACAUUAUCCCUGGAGGAAACCACUCGCUCUUUCAACUCCUUCCUGAACCGCACCUCCCUCGGGUCCAGCAUUGGUGAGGGGGAGGUGGCGUUGGCAGUGACCGUCCUGCUGCAGAGCGUGGAACGGGUCGCGCUGGCCGCUGCGCUCCAGUCUCCGGGGCGGAUGACACAGAAGAUGAGCACAGAGUCUAUAGCUAUCGAGACGCGGGUGAUCACAGGGAACUGCAGCCAGCACAGUGAGGUCUUCCGGCUGAGCGCACAAGGGGAGACGAUGGAAGUGCACUGCACUACGGUCACCCACGCAGCCACGCAAGGGCACUUGGGGGCUGCUGCUGCUUUUAUUGCCUACUCCUCCCUGCACUCCACCAUCAAUGCGAGACUUCCCAGCUCAGGCAGUCUGUGGGCUGGGCGGAUGCUGGAGAAGAGUCACCUCGGCUCCAGGGUGGUGAGUGGAGCUGUCGGAGACGGGGGACCCAUUUGCCUCUCCAGACCUGCAAACUUCACCCUGCGCCAUCAACAGCCCAGAAAGGAGCAGGAAGUGGCUCUCUGCGUCUACUGGAAAUUUGAGGCUGGCAAAGGGAGCUGGUCUCUAGACGGGUGCACCACCCUGCACGUGAACAGCACCCACACGACCUGCAGCUGCGACCAUCUCUCCAGCUUCGCCAUCCUAAUGGCUCCCAGCGCAGCAAUGGAGAGUCGCCCACUGACCAUCCUCACCUACGUGGGCCUGAGCCUCUCCCUGCUGUGCCUCCUCCUCGCCAUCCUCACCUUCCUCCUGUGCCGCUCCCUCUGGAACGUCAGCACCGCCCUCCACCUGCAGCUGUGCCUCUGCCUCUUCCUGGCCGACCUGCUCUUCCUCAGCAGCCAGGGGGUACGGCCCCAUUCCCCCCAAUCAGCCCCUCCGCUCGCAGCAGGGCUGGGGUGUGCAGCUGUGAACCCCCGGGGCUCCCUGGGUUCUGGGUGUGCAGGACACAGGCGGGAUUCCGGGGGGACGUUCCCACUCCCUGUGAGGCUCCUUUACACUGGGCACAGGAGCCUCAGUCUCACUGUCCCCAGGAAUUGGAUCAGUCCCAUCCCAGGCUAA